Messenger RNA from Onychostoma macrolepis, 643 nucleotides. RefSeq names its product anaphase promoting complex subunit 13 (gene anapc13). The transcript is spliced from 3 exons. Gene Ontology annotation, biological process: protein K11-linked ubiquitination. Lineage: Eukaryota; Metazoa; Chordata; Actinopteri; Cypriniformes; Cyprinidae. Gene Ontology annotation, cellular component: anaphase-promoting complex. The coding region runs from base 273 to 497 and encodes 74 amino acids. The record is from RefSeq and is a predicted model, not a curated record.
AUGAAUCAUAGACUGCAUCCCAAAGUGCAUACUAUCCAUCCUAAAUUCUAUGUGAUAUUAGUAAUUUUCAAUACUAUUUAGGGCAGAUAGGGUGGAUAGUAUGCACAUUGGGAUGCAGGGAUAGUCUAUUAAAGAAAGAUUGUGAUUACUCAGUUUCAUUAAUGUAAGCGCUUCAUGUAAGCAGAAAAGGGCCAAUGAGUAGGAGAUGCCGUCAUCAGAGAGCGACAUAACAACAAACUGCAGCGCUGGGCAGAAGACUGCACGGUCUGAUCAUGGACAGUGAAGUGCAGAGAGAUGGAAGAGUUCUCGAUCUCACAGACGAUGCCUGGAGAGAAGACAGACUGCCAUAUGAGGAUGUCACAAUCCCACUGAGUGAACUUCCAGAAGCAGAGCAAGACAACGGCGGAUCGACUGAGUCAGUCAAAGAGCAAGAGAUGAAGUGGUCAGAUCUCGCCCUGCAAAGUUUGCAUGAAAACACCCCAAACAUUGGCACUUAGAUGGGAAGAUGCUCCGUUCGCUAUGUGGGUCACUGAUACAAGAUUUAUGAUGCAAAGGACUCAUUUGAGAUUAUGAGCCACUGUGAUUUGCAUUAAAAGCGUUUAAUUGUUUUGAUAUUUAAAAAAAAUACAUGAAAUGUGCUGUA